AGGUAUGAGGAGGCGAUCAACUUGGAGUAUGAGAAGAGGGAGGGCGGUGCGUAGUUGUCAAUAGUUCAGAAUUUAUCUGGUUUGCUUCCCGUCUAAGCAGCUGUCACGUCAAUUGCGAUUGCAUGCGAUCAUCAUGCUUGUUGCAGCUGCGUGCCAGUCAACGGUCAAUUUUUGAUCGAUUAAAGACCAGAAUGCCUGACAUCUUCUCAAUCUGGAGGAGGUUCGCUGAAGUUGUCUGAGAUAGGGAACGAGACGACCAGUCUGCCAAUACAGCGUCCUAAAAGUCCAGGAAACCCCUCCAAACCAACCUUCCCCCCCUCCCUUUCUCGCUCCCAAGGCUCCCCACACGUGCGCCAACGCACAACCCGCACCACACCGCAGCACCAGCCACGCCAACGCGACAACCGAGGCCAGCGCAACACCAACACGUAAAUCAAACAACCAUACGCAAUCGCAAUGUCAGACCAGAUCAAGGAAUUCGCUGAGGUGCCUAGGGAAUUUUUCCGUGAUGGAAGUCAGUUCAUCAACCGCUGCACUAAACCCGACAAGAAGGAGUUCAUCAUGAUCUCCAAGGCCGUCGCAAUCGGAUUCUUGGUGAUGGGAUUCAUUGGGUUCAUUGUGAAGCUGAUACACAUUCCUAUCAACAACAUCUUGGUUGGAUCUGCAUAAGCGGG
Molecule: messenger RNA, 674 nt
Organism: Saitoella complicata NRRL Y-17804
Lineage: Eukaryota; Fungi; Ascomycota; Saitoellomycetes; Saitoellales; Saitoellaceae
Product: protein translocase SEC6
Exons: 3
Coding region: 457-669 (70 amino acids)
Biological process (GO): protein targeting; post-translational protein targeting to membrane, translocation
Cellular component (GO): membrane; Ssh1 translocon complex
Molecular function (GO): transmembrane protein transporter activity
Source: RefSeq, a predicted model, not a curated record